Molecule: messenger RNA, 1140 nt
Organism: Polistes canadensis
Lineage: Eukaryota; Metazoa; Arthropoda; Insecta; Hymenoptera; Vespidae
Product: serine/threonine/tyrosine-interacting protein-like
Exons: 6
Coding region: 141-833 (230 amino acids)
Biological process (GO): regulation of ERK1 and ERK2 cascade; protein dephosphorylation; negative regulation of protein binding
Cellular component (GO): nucleoplasm; cytoplasm
Molecular function (GO): protein tyrosine/serine/threonine phosphatase activity; F-box domain binding
Source: RefSeq, a predicted model, not a curated record
GACGUUUAUGUAGCAUAAAAUGGGCUACGAUCUAAACGUCAAAAAGUGACAUUUCGUUAGCGGGAAAAAGAAUUUCUUGGUCUGUAAUUUUUUACGUAUCUUGACAUUUUUAAACUUUUGUAAAUAAUAAAUUUAGUGGUAUGAUAUCUGUAGAUAGCAGCAAAAAGCUCCAAGAUAAGGAAAGCACCGGUGAAAAUAGAUCAGAAGAGUAUCCAAGAAUACCUAUUUUAUUAUUGGAUGGGCCUAAAGAAUGGACUUAUACUAUGAGAAGAUGUAUGCAGAAAGUGAUACCUGGUUUGUAUCUCGGACCAUACAGUGCUGCAAGUCGAUCCAAAUUAGAAUCUCUGAUUGAACACGGUAUCACUCAUAUAAUCUGCGUUAGACAGGAUAUAGAAGCACAUUUUAUACGGCCAAAUUUUCCGGAUAGGUUCAAAUAUCUGGUAUUGAAUAUAGCCGACACUACCACGGAAAAUAUUAUCCAACAUUUUAAAAAUGUUAAAGAAUUUAUAGACGAAGGUAUAAAUUCUGGUGGUCAAGUUUUAGUUCAUGGUAAUGCAGGAAUAUCAAGAUCGGCGGCAUUAGUUUUAGCAUAUUUAAUGGAAACAUAUGGACUUUCACAAACUCAUGCGUAUACCCUAGUACAACAAAGAAGAUUUUGUAUAAAUCCAAACGAAGGAUUCAUGGCACAAUUAAGAGAAUACGAGCCUAUAUAUAAAGCGCAAGAAACAUUGAGAAAUGGUCAACAAAGUUCGAUAAGGCAACGAAGCAAACGAACGAUUCAUCAAAUGGAUAUUGGACGAGUAGAAGAUCGAACGAAUACAAUGGACAGUUGAUAGCAACUAACUACUGAAAUAUGGAUUAAUACAAAAACAUUUAAUCCAAAUACAUCGGUAAUUAAAGUACUGAUUGUAAUAUAUUUUGAAUUUAAACAAUAAAACGAACUAAAAUUAUUUAAAAAAGAAAAACAAAUUUUGUUUGUUUAACUUUUAAAUACAUCUUCACGACUGACAUUAAUGGCAAAUGAUGAAAAUAUAUAAAUAAUAACAAAUUUUUUCGUUAAUAUUAACAAAUUUUCAUGAUAUAUCGAGUAACAUUUCUGUACAUCAAUGUUAUCAGAUUGAAAUAUAGCCGUAUUAAACA